Cydia splendana is the source of this 1297-nucleotide messenger RNA. RefSeq lists its product as uncharacterized. The coding region runs from base 277 to 936 and encodes 219 amino acids. NCBI's taxonomy places the organism in Eukaryota, Metazoa, Arthropoda, Insecta, Lepidoptera, Tortricidae. The transcript is spliced from 5 exons. The record is from RefSeq and is a predicted model, not a curated record.
CACCCAUCUCUCAAACUGCCAAGAUAUUAAAAUAAUCUCAAAAUUAAAAUGGGUACUAAAUAACUGAAACUAUAAGCAAUAACAAUGUAAUCUAAGAUCAUCGACCAAAUACGAAAAAGCAUGGGUACCGCAACUUCACAUAAACACUUACAAACCAUCCGAACCCAAGUAUGGAGAAUCUAGCUUUUUUCGUGUUUGUAAUCUGCAAAUUCCACUAAUAAAUAAUAAAUCAAGCAAUCCAGGACCUAAUUUAAUAGAAGAAUAAAAUAAAACAAGAUGGGUAAACCCAAGCACGACCCGCCAACCCCAACGUUCCCCUACAAGAUAUCAAAACGGCUGAACCUCAUGAGCGUACCUCGGCCUUGGUUCACUGUGUCCGAUGAGGGCAUGCCGGCCUACACGCCGUUCGGCGUCAGGGCGUCGGCGCUCCGCGGCCGGGGGACAGAGCGGACCUAUGAAGUUUCUUGGCCGUAUGUACGUCGCUUCCUCCUCACCAAACGCAUGUACAAACACAUGUUCUCCGCCGAACGUCUCGAACGUAUCGACCGCAUGAUGGAGAUGGCAAACAGCACGGCCUACUCCAAGCUGGCUGGCUGCGUCAUGGACCUCAAGUCCAAGGAGAAGAAGGACCCGAAGAAGAAGAAAGGGUGGAGCGAAACGGAUUGGAAGAAGCAUAUGGACUAUAUCUCGCAGAUCUCGAAGCCGAGGAAGGACUUUACUGUGGAGGUUCCUAGGCGUGGGGAGAGGCGCAAGUUAGAGGAAUUGCUGCCUCGCAUCAACUUCAUGGCUAUGCUGCCCGAGUUCAAGGUGUACCGUCGGCCCUCGCAGGAAUCCAACUACAGGGAUCCUACCAAGGUACCGCCAAAGGCCCUCACAUACGUCAUCUCAGAACGAGUAAAGCUACUGGCCAAGGCCCGACCAGUACCGCAGGACUGAGCAGGAUAGCAUAUACGGAAUGUGAAGAAGAGUAAAGGAGAUGGCAGCAACGACCACCAACAAAACCAUUCACUGCCUUGAAGGCUUGGAAAUACUUGGAGAUUGAAUAACAAAAAUGAAGCUAUUUUUCUAUGGUAGCCGCAAACCAAACUGAUAACCGGAGUCAUAUCACUAUCACUCUCUCUCUUGCCACGAACAGGCAAGUGUGAAUGAAAAGUUUUACGACCCCGGGUGUCAGUAUGGUUUGAGGAUACUAUAGUGAUAUACGCCUUACGCUGCGCUAACACUAUUGUGAUUAUAUAGCGAUGAAACCAUUUACUACCUUGAGCCCUGGAAAUACAGUCGAAGAUUCAACAGCAAA